Molecule: messenger RNA, 1617 nt
Organism: Cordyceps militaris CM01
Lineage: Eukaryota; Fungi; Ascomycota; Sordariomycetes; Hypocreales; Cordycipitaceae
Product: Major facilitator superfamily transporter
Exons: 8
Coding region: 1-1617 (538 amino acids)
Biological process (GO): allantoate transport; dipeptide transport; tripeptide transport
Cellular component (GO): plasma membrane
Molecular function (GO): dipeptide transmembrane transporter activity; allantoate transmembrane transporter activity
Source: RefSeq, a predicted model, not a curated record
AUGAUAUCAGCGUCGAAAGGCGAACUGCAAAAUGUCCUCAUUCUGGAGACGGAGCUGGCUGGCGACCGAAGCGCCAGCCUAACGCCAGAGCAGAGCAAGCGCCUGCUGCGCAAAAUUGAUCUUUACCUUUUGCCAAUCAUGACGCUCUGUUUUUGCUUCCACCUCAUGGAUAAGCUCGCCUUGUCUUACACCUCGAUUCUCGGUAUCCGUGAGGAUCUGCGGCUGAGCUCCAGCGACUACUCCUGGGCGAGCGGCAUCUACUACUUCGGAUACCUGGCGGCUUCCUAUCCUGCGGCAGCCCUGAUGGGUCGCGGCGGGCUAAUAAACGGCUGCUUUCAACGAAGAUUCACUUGGGGCAGCAUUGCCAUGUUUACAGUCUUGUGCCGCGAUGCCACCGGGCUGCUCAUCAACCGCUUCUUCCUGGGUGUAGCCGAGGCCCCCCUCACUGCUGGCCUGACUAUCAUUGUGGCCAUGUGGUACACGCGUGACGAGCAGCCUUUUCGACAGUCGAUAUGGUAUUUGGGGGGAAGCGUCGGAACUCUGAUUGGCAGCUUUGUCGGACUAGGUGUGCAUAAUCUUCAUGCAUUUUCCCCUUGGAAGGCACUCUAUCUUAUUCUCGGAGCUUCCACCGUUGCUGCGUCGGUGCUUGUCUUUUACUUGCUCCCAGAUGUACCAUCCUCGGCCUGGUUCCUCUCCAAAGAAGAACGCAUCUUGGCCAUUGCCAGAGUCAGCGACAAUCUGACGGGCAUCAAGACGGCAAACUUCAGUUGGUCUCAGCUACGUGAAGCCCUUUGUGACGUGCAUACCUGGCUGCUCGUUCUGAACCAGCUGGCCCUAAACAUUCCGAACGGAGGACUUCAUCCCUUUUUAAACAUUUUCCUCCGGGGCACCGGCUUUACCGAGCGCGAGGUCUUUCUUCUCAAUGCCUGCCAGUUUCCCAUCAUCUUCUUCAUGAAGCUGUACGUCGGCUGGGCCAGCACGCACUACAAAAACACGCGCAUCUUUUGGAUGAUUGUCUGCCUCGUCAUAAGCGCGUUUGGCAUCCUUCUCAUGCGCGAGCUACCUCCGCACUUGAAAUGGGGUCGCUGGGCCGGCGCCGUGCUGACGGACAUGUACACGGCCAACUAUGGACUGCUGGCCGCGCUCACGUCCGGCAACUUUGCCGGCUUCACAAAGAAGUCUGUGGCGGCUGCUAUGAUAUUCGCCGCUGGAUGCGCGGGAAGCAUCAUCGGUCCGCAACUCUACAGCGGCUCAGAGGCGCCUGCGUAUCCGACGGGGUACCUCGCCAUGCUCAUAUGCGUUGUUGCUACAAUUUUUAUAUCUGUCAUAAUGCUAGUGUACACCUUGUGGGAGAACAAGCGGCGCGAUGAAGCAAGCUGUGACACAGACACGGCGACGAAUGAUGCGACGAGUGAUGCGACGGACAUGAUGGCUGGUAUCGUGGCCAACUUAUCCGACAAAACGGACAGGGAGCUUGUGGACGGACAUGCCGAGACAUCUGUGGAUUCAUGGCUCAUGACCUUGCGCCAGCAACUUGUAGAAGCCAAGGCUGACUCACCAGCGUUUGCCCCUGGACCGCCGGACGAGGCGAGGCCCUCGAGACCACAAGGACAGUGA